Messenger RNA from Chinchilla lanigera (long-tailed chinchilla), 2530 nucleotides. RefSeq names its product potassium channel subfamily M regulatory beta subunit 2 (gene Kcnmb2). Gene Ontology annotation, cellular component: voltage-gated potassium channel complex; membrane. The transcript is spliced from 5 exons. Gene Ontology annotation, biological process: potassium ion transport; detection of calcium ion. Lineage: Eukaryota; Metazoa; Chordata; Mammalia; Rodentia; Chinchillidae. The record is from RefSeq and is a predicted model, not a curated record. Gene Ontology annotation, molecular function: potassium channel regulator activity; calcium-activated potassium channel activity. Bases 351 to 1058 code for a protein of 235 amino acids.
UUAAAAACAGUAUGAAGCGGCUUCAGCGGAGCUUCGGAUAACUAAUUUGAAGCAUGGCUGUCUAGCGCGCCUGUCACUCCUAUUGUCCUUCCAAACUCUUUCAGACAUUUUGAGCAAAGAGUAUUAAAGCUAUGAGUUAGCAAGGGUUGUGACAUUAAUGGUCCACAAAGGCUUUAGGCAGGAGAGGUAAUGAUGAUUACCGGUGGCUGUUGGAGGACUGCACUGGAUUGCUGUCAUUAAAAAUUAAGCGUGGCUUUUGAGGAAGAUGUGACAACUACCGGAGGUCUUUUUGCCACUCCUCCAGGACUUCCACCAUCAGGAAAGAAGCCCCUGGACCAUCAUCCUUUAAGAUGUUCAUAUGGACCAGUGGUCGGACCUCUUCAUCUUACAGACAUGACGAGAAAAGAAAUUUCUACCAAAAAAUCAGGGACCAUGACCUCCUGGACAAAAGGAAAACAGUCACAGCACUGAAAGCUGGAGAGGACCGGGCCAUUCUCCUGGGACUGGCCAUGAUGGUGUGCUCCAUCAUGAUGUACUUCCUGCUGGGAAUCACACUGCUGCGCUCAUACAUGCAGAGUGUGUGGACUGAAGAGUCUCAGUGCACCUUGCUGAACGCAUCCAUCACGGAAACAUUUAAUUGCUCCUUCAGCUGUGGUCCAGACUGCUGGAAACUCUCUCAGUACCCCUGCCUGCAGGUGUAUGUGAACCUGACUUCUUCUGGGGAAAAGCUCCUCCUCUACCACACUGAAGAGACAAUGAAAAUCAAUCAGAAGUGCUCCUAUAUACCUAAAUGUGGAAAGAACUUUGAAGAAUCCAUGUCCCUGGUGAAUGUUGUCAUGGAAAACUUCAGGAAGUACCAGCAUUUCUCCUGCUAUUCUGACCCGGAAGGAAACCAGAAGAGCGUCAUCCUAACCAAACUCUACAGUUCCAACGUGCUGUUCCAUUCACUCUUCUGGCCGACUUGUAUGAUGGCUGGGGGUGUGGUGAUUGUUGCCAUGGUGAAACUCACACAGUACCUCUCCCUGCUCUGUGAGAGGAUCCAGCGGAUCAAUAGAUAGAAGCAAAAAGGGAUAAAAUAGUUUUCUUUAAAGUUCAAAUACUGUUUUCUUUCAUUCUUCACCAAAGAACCUUAAGUUUGUAAUGUGCAGUCUGUUAUGAGUUCCUUAAUAUAUUAUUACACGUAGAGCAAUAAUGCAAAAGCUGUUCUAUAUGCAAACAUGAUGUCUUUAUUAUUCAGGAGAAGAAAUACUGUUUUGUGUUAGUUGGUGGUUUUCAUAACUUUGUUUUGAUGCUGGGACUAGUAUGUCCCUCUCUCCUUCCGCCAAAAUAGGGCUCAGUUACUCAUUUGCCAAGCUUUGUGAAGGAAUGUAGACAAUAUCAAUGUGAUAAAGACUGUGUUCUGAGUCAUCAGAUCUUUAGAAUACAAGAGUUCUCAUCAUUUAUUGUUUACUGAAGCUAUAGCCAAAACUAUUUUUUCUUUUCUUAUUGUAAAUUGAGCCCUGUAGCAAGUGAAGGGACCAGAUUUCCUAAAGGGUGUUAAGCAUUUUCCUUGUGUUUUUACCAUAUCACUGUAAAGAAGGGGGAACCUAGACAGUCACUUUUCUUUCAUUAUUUUUUACUCACAGCUUUAGAGUUUUUAACCGAUUUCCAAGAAAAAAGAUGUUUUCCUUAGCCAGUGAUGUAAUCUCUUCCUAUGAUUUAAAUAGAAAAUAAACAGAGCCCUUUUCCAUUUAAGACCUUGCUACUGUGUGAAAGAAUAAUAUUGACAAGGAGUUUCAUCACCUAUGAACUGACUGAAUGUUGGUAGGUGCUCCAUUAUAAUCCAGAAAAGUCUGUGUAACUAAGAUAUUUGAGUGAAAAUCUUUAUUUCAUUUCAACUGAACCGCUACUUGCUGGUAAAGACUAGUGAGGUAGUUUCAAUAGGUAAAUCUAUUGUGGGAAAUUAACAUACUGAAAUAUUGCUCUUUGGAAGUUAAUGAAUGUGUAGUCUCUCUUCUGACAUAUGUUCCCUGUUGGAAUUUUAAAGCUAUGUACACAGAAUAUUUGCCUCCUCUACAUGUUUUAUUUUUCUAUUUACAACUCCCUUUUUUGUUGCUAUAUUUUAUACACAAAAUAGACUUUUUUCCUAACAUACAUUUGGACUGAACAACAGAUUUAAAGGAAGACUUUCUUCGCGUUGCUAUUUACUUAUUAUAUUUGGGUGGGAGGGAAUGAGGGAUUGGUUUUAAAUAAAAACAUUCCAUCUUUUAUUUAAUAUCAAUAUCAAAAGAGAAGACAAACAUCUAUCUUUCUCAUCAAUAUUUAAGUAACUUUUUGUAAUGUAGUAUCAAAGUUUUUUAGGUAUUGCAAAAUUUUACAAGUCACUUGUGGAUUGAAUGGUAAAAUUAAUCUGCUAAAGUGGAAAUUAUUCUGCAAUAUUGUAAUUCAUAGUUUGACUUUUCAUAAGCAAAUAAAUCCCUAGGGUGUAACCAGAACUUCACAUGUGUAAUGAAAAUUUUUUUGAAAAGUCCAUUAAAUCACAAGAUUUGAA